Messenger RNA from Pyrenophora tritici-repentis Pt-1C-BFP, 270 nucleotides. NCBI's taxonomy places the organism in Eukaryota, Fungi, Ascomycota, Dothideomycetes, Pleosporales, Pleosporaceae. The record is from RefSeq and is a predicted model, not a curated record.
AUGCAAUACUACUUUGUCAACAUACUUCUUGUCGCAUUGCCCUUUGUAGGCUCUGUGUCUGCCCAGGAGGUAGAUCCCAACCUCCCUGUUAACCCCCAGGCGAUAUGCAGAGCUGCUCCAGCAGAGUGGGGUCUGGGAGGAAACUGCGGUUUUUCUGCCGCCUACAAAUGCUUUUUUGAUGAAGAUAUCGAGAAGACUUGUCCUGGCCAUUGUAAACACCACUCGGCAUGGCGGAAUGGCAAUACUUGUGAUUGCUGGCGUGAGUGUUAG